Messenger RNA from Radiomyces spectabilis, 935 nucleotides. RefSeq lists its product as uncharacterized. The transcript has 4 exons. NCBI's taxonomy places the organism in Eukaryota, Fungi, Mucoromycota, Mucoromycetes, Mucorales, Radiomycetaceae. The record is from RefSeq and is a predicted model, not a curated record. The coding region runs from base 120 to 782 and encodes 220 amino acids.
UUCGAACCGCCGUCUCGGUUCAGGAAUCCAAACUUUAAAGGCGUGACAAAUUUUUUUUUCUCUUCCUACCUUCCUCUUCUUCGUCUUUUUCAUUUUUCCCCCUUCAUACACACUAAAAAAUGAAGUCCAUCUUUGCUGUGUUGGCUCUUGCCGUUUCCAUCGUCUCUGCUCAAGUGAACAUCGUGAGCAUCACCUCUCCUUUGACAGGCACCGUCUACACCGCUGGCAAGACCGCCACCAUUACCUGGAUCGAUGAAAAGGUUGAUACCAUUUCUCAAAUUGUCUUGGCCAAGGGUCCUCCCACUACUCUUCAGUUUGUUGCCACUGUUGCCCAGAACGUGGAUGCUCACUCCCGCUCCUACACCUGGAACAUUCCCAGUGAUGUUCAACCCGGCUCUGACUACGCUUUCGAAUUGGGUACCUCCCCCAACUUGAGCUUCACUGGUCACUUCACUAUCCAAGCUGCCGAUGGUUCUGCUCCUGCUUCCAGCUCUGGUUCCAGUGACAACUCUGCCUCUGCUUCUUCUUCUGCUGCUCCUUCUGCCGCUUCUUCCUCCUCUGCUCAAGUUCCCAGCCAGCAGCCUGAUAACCAGAACCAGAACCAAAACCAGAACCAGAACCAGACCCCCAACCAGAACCAAGCCGCUUCCAUCUCCAACUCUCCCGCUGUGCCCUCUUCUUCCAGCAGCCCUGCUCCCCAGAACAAUGCCGGCUUGAAGACCACCGCGAAUGCCGUGGGCGCCCUCAUGGUUGCCGGUGUUGCUGCUGCUGCCAUGCUUUAAAGGUCAUUGGAUAAUUUGUAUUCCAUAAUUUUUCUUUUCUAGUCUCUGCUACAAUAUAAUGAGCUCCUGUUUACAUAAAAGACGUUUUAUAACGUUCAAUUCAUUCUGGUAAUAUUUGAUAAUAAAUGCAAUCUUUUUUAUUUUCCUUCACGU